Mollisia scopiformis is the source of this 492-nucleotide messenger RNA. RefSeq lists its product as uncharacterized. The record is from RefSeq and is a predicted model, not a curated record. The transcript has 2 exons. Bases 1 to 492 code for a protein of 163 amino acids. Lineage: Eukaryota; Fungi; Ascomycota; Leotiomycetes; Helotiales; Mollisiaceae.
AUGCCGACACGACUUUUCACUCUGAGCACCCUCGUGGACAGAUCCAAGCCUCAUACAUCUCGGAGCCUCGUUGGUCUUUUCAUCCAACAAGGACUUGGGAUUUCCAGUCCUCACUUUCUCGCCGGCACCCAUCCGACUCAUCUCUUCAAGCAGUCAAAACUAGUAUCUGCUACCGUGCCGUUGCUGUUUUCUAGAAUAUCAGCACACCGAUACUUGGACACAAAAGAGAAGAUGAGAGACUCGGCGACUAAGCUGUGUGAGGCUUGUGUAAAAAUCGAUCCCAGAAAGAUCGUGAGACUGGACUUGAAGAAACUGGGCAAGAGCUUGGAGAAGGGCAUUUUGAUAGCUAAGCUCGGCUCGAGAGUCAGCUCUCCUCCGACUAACGGCUGCGACCUUUGUAUGUUCUUCUAUCAAAACCGGUAUGAAGAGGAAGAUUAUGAAGAAGAGCAAACCAGCUCAGAAUUCGAUGAAGAAUACAGAGGACGAUAUUAA